Megalops cyprinoides (Indo-Pacific tarpon) is the source of this 2929-nucleotide messenger RNA. RefSeq lists its product as uncharacterized. The record is from RefSeq and is a predicted model, not a curated record. NCBI's taxonomy places the organism in Eukaryota, Metazoa, Chordata, Actinopteri, Elopiformes, Megalopidae. Bases 67 to 1962 code for a protein of 631 amino acids. The transcript has 9 exons.
CAGAGGGAGUUGGAGAGGCAGAGGGAGUUGGAGAGGCAGAGACAGGAGGUAGAGAGGCAUCAAGAGAUGGAAAGACAAAAACUGCUGGAAUUUGAGAAGCAGAAGAUUGAGAGGGAGAGACAGCGGCUGAUGGAGAAGCAGCUGCUGGAGAUGGAGAAGCAGAGGCAGGCCGAGAGGGAACGACUGGAAAGGGAAAAAGAGCAGGAGAGGGCCAGACAGCAGGAGCUGGAGAGACAGAGGGCGAUGGAGAGGCUGAGGGAAAUGGCUAAAGGAGAGGAGAAGGGAUCUCCUCUCAGACCCAGAGUGCUGGAUCUGGACUCUGUGUCUCUGGAGAACCGGCACGCGUUGCCCGCCCAAGCGGCCGAGUCCGGCAGACUAAAGCCGCUCUCCCCGAGGGCGGAGGAGCCGUACCGACCCGCCAUCCUGGACAUCGACUCCUUCCGGACCCAGAUGCAGCCCGCCCCCCACGGCGAGUCCUUCCCCACGGCUGGAUUCGGCGAGCCCGCCCCUGGGGCGGGGGUCCGAUCCCAGCCCCAUACCCCGGAGCUGGAGGGAGUGCGUGGGCCGGGCCCGGGAAGGGGGGCGGGGAGACCCAGCCCCGUGUGGACCCCCUCCCAGCUGGAGUUCUGGGAGCAGAGGGAGAGCGGGGCCCUGGACGUGCCCCUGACGCCCAGUAGGGUGGGUGCCGGCUGGGCCGCCCCCGAGCCGCCCCAGAAGCCGGCCGGGAAGCCCAGCCUGGAGCAGCUGCUGCAGAGGCAGGAGGAGAGGCAGGCGGGCCCUGAACGCCGCUGGUCAGGCCUGCCCGCGGAGGCCAGCUCGCCCACCGCCUGGACCCCCUCCCCCCGGAGGGAGACCACGGCGCCCGGCGGCCCCGAAUCCCAGCGCCAGGGGUUCGACCCCGCGGACAGCCUGUGGUGGCUCCAGGACCCUGCACCCAUGGCGGCCCCCGAGCGGAGAGAGGAGGUGGGGGACAGGUGGAAAACACAGGGCUCUCAGGCCAAGGACGUGUCCCGGAUGAGGUCGCGCAGCGUGUCACGGAGGUCAGCGCCCGCAGAGAGCCCCCUGGAGGGACCCCUGUCCCGUAUGCGGAGCCGCAGUGCACACAGAGAGAGGGGCCGACAGUCAUGGGAGCAGCUGAAGCAGUGUGUGAGUGCUGAUGAGGAGGGGCGGGACACCGACACCCUGGUCCACGAGACGGACAGUCAGUACGGGACCUGGGACACCGGUCUUCGCACGGACGACAGCCUGACCCCCGCCACCCCAACUUCAGACAGCAAUCUCAGCUCGUCGCCACGGAAACCCACGCCCCCACACACGCCCGGGGAGCCCACCACGCCCAGCGACCUCGACACUCCCGACGCCCCCUCCCCCGCCCCCCCAAACGGAGACAGAGCCCCUCCCUUUGUGUGUGUGUGUGCGUGCAUGCUGUGCCCGCAGACCUCCACCACGCUGCUGGACUCGAGCGCGCUGCGCUCCCGGGUGCAGCUGAGUAAGAAGCGAAGCCGCAGGAACCUGCCGUCACGGGCAGCGCGCCACAGCGCCGCCCUGUCUGUGCUGCAGGAGGGCCCCGGCGUCACCGCCGACGACUGGAUGUACCGCGACUCCACGGAGGAGAAGGUGGAGAGCUCCAAGCAGGAGGAUUCAGACACGGAGGAUCAGCCCAGAGGAGCAGAGACCCGCCCAGCGGCCUCCCAGCCCCAGAGGGUCGCCCUCUUCCCCGGGAUGGACCCGUCUGCCCUCAAGGCUCAGCUGAAGAAGAGGGGAGACUCUGACAAUCAGACAGAAGGAGCCAGCCCCUCCGCCACCCAGCUGUCGCGCUCCCCCAAGUCUCCAUUUCUGCCCCGUGCUUCCCGUGUGCUGCCCCCUGCUGGCGGGAAAGAGAAUGGGGAGGAGUCCUCUCCUCAGUGGCUGAAGGAGCUGAAGUCCAAGAAGCGCUUGAGUCAGUACGAUAACGACACCUAGGAGCAGAGGACAAGGUUGCCUUAAAAGUGGGGAAUGUGUAGAGGAAGUCGUGACAGAAGCCUUAACCUUUGACCUGGAGAUGGACGGAAUCCUGCUGCUGCUGACGUGACUUUUUGUGUUUUUGUUUGUUUUUAUUAUUUUUUUUUUUUUAUUAUUAUUUGUUUUUUUCUGUUAACUUCCUGCCUGGGUCGCAAAUAUGUGCAUGGUGCCUUUAUAGAACAUAUAGUUUAUUUUGUGGACAAAACGAGCAAGAAAAAAAAAAAACAAGUACAACUGGGUGCUCUGCUUGAAUACAUUUCAACACCCAGCUCCUUUAGAUGUCUUUCUGUCGGAUGAAUCUCAGCAUAGAGCCACUUUACUCUCUCACUGCACAGGGAGACAGAGGAAGGGGAGGACCAAUUCUUCACCAGUUUUUGUUGCACUUCAGGAAGGUUAGCCUGCAGGACCAAGCACCUCUUAGCCCAGAAGUGCUUCCUGAAACUGGAAGAUAGACCAGAAACCCCCAUGAAUGGAUGUCUUUUCUGUUUUUUUUUUCUUUAAAUUCUGAGAUUAACUAAUGUGUUUGGUGUAUCAUUUCAUCUGUCAGUCGACAGGUUUAGGAAAUGGCCACACACAGUUGCCAUAGCGUAAUGGUUUCUGCUUAAUUUUUUCCUUCAUAAAGAUUAAAGAGAACAAAACCAUAUUGAAAAAAACAAUCAGACACAUAGUCUACUAUAUGUAUUAGUGAUAAAGAUGGCAACUGUAAUCUUGAACUGUUAUGUAUGUGUAUUGUUGCUGGAAAGAGAUAGAGGGUAUCAGGUGCAAAAAAAAAAUCCGUAAUCAAUCCAUCAGUAAUGAAACUAAAGAAAGUCCAUACUCGUAAAUUAUUGUAGGGGUGCACAAUGUUAUUUUCCCCAGAUGUGUAAAUCACGGAUGUCACCGCCCAACAGAUAUGAGAGAAUAAAUUCCUUUCGGGCAGCGAGUGAUU